Messenger RNA from Osmia bicornis bicornis, 1235 nucleotides. RefSeq names its product ER membrane protein complex subunit 3 (gene EMC3). Bases 137 to 895 code for a protein of 252 amino acids. The record is from RefSeq and is a predicted model, not a curated record. The transcript is spliced from 4 exons. Gene Ontology annotation, biological process: protein folding in endoplasmic reticulum. Gene Ontology annotation, cellular component: membrane; EMC complex. NCBI's taxonomy places the organism in Eukaryota, Metazoa, Arthropoda, Insecta, Hymenoptera, Megachilidae.
AAUCGUGCUUGAGCCUCUAGAGUGCAUGUAUAUAUAUAUAUAUAUAUACAUGCAUACAUAAAAUGUUCUUCAGUCUGUUUAGUUUUCUUACUUUUAUUCUGUCUUCCACGUAAAUUUGUGGAGCGCAGCAAGUGGUAUGGCCGAGUUGCUUUUAGAUCCAAACAUUCGAGGGUGGGUGUUCUUACCUAUUGUCGUGAUUACGUUUCUCGUAGGAAUUAUUCGUCAUUAUGUGUCGAUACUUCUUGCUUCACAGAAAAAGGUUGAGCUUCAUCAAGUACAGGACAGUCAAGUGAUGAUACGCUCGAGAUUACUUAGGGAAAAUGGUCAAUAUAUUCCAAAAAUGGCAUUUAUUAGUAGAAGACAUUUCUUUAAUAAUGAAGAAACAGGGUAUUUUAAAACUCAGAAACGUGCUCCUGUGUCUCAAAAUCCUAUGACAGAUCCUAAUAUGAUGACGGAUAUGUUAAAGGGAAAUGUUACCAAUGUUUUACCAAUGGUACUGAUAGGAGGAUGGAUUAAUUGGAUGUUUUCUGGUUUUGUUACAACCAAAGUGCCAUUUCCAUUGACAUUGCGUUUUAAACCUAUGUUGCAACGUGGCAUAGAGUUAGUCACCCUUGAUGCUGCAUGGGUUUCAUCCGCAUCCUGGUAUUUCCUUAAUGUGUUUGGAUUGCGUUCCAUUUAUACGCUUGUUCUUGGAGAAAGCAAUGCUGCUGAUACUUCUAGACUUCUACAGGACCAGGUAUCUGGGGCAGCAAUGUCUAUGCCACCAGAUCCAAAAGCUGCAUUUAAAUCAGAGUGGGAAGCAUUGGAGAUAUAUGAACAUAAUUGGGCAUUGCAGGGAGUUGAAGCAGACCUUAUAGGAUCUCAAAGAACAGACACAAGUGAAAGUAAUAAAUAAUGGAAAGACAUUGCACCUGUAUCUACAGAUAUAGUAUGUGCCAUUUUGGAAAGACCAUUGAAGAUUCAAAUAAAUUAAUAGUUUGUAUUAGUACAAUAAACAAUAGAUUAUUUAUGGUAUUCUUAAAAAUGUAAUAUUGUAUGUUUCACUGGAAUAUCUUAACAGAUUUUUCUGGUAGUCUGUUAAACCUUCAGUUUAACAUGUGCAAAAUCAUAUACAUGUACAAAAAUAGCAACUUCUUUUUACGUAUUCUACAUUUUUUAAGUACAAAGAAAUAUUCAUAUUUAAUAGUUAUAUGUUAUUACACACUAUUUACAAUAAAAUAUACUAUAACAAGGAA